GAUUCUAAGGCCCUAGUUUUCAAAUUUUUUUGGCUUUCAGGAAACCCUAGCUUUCUCAGGCAUGCUCACGUGUUAGCCUCGUAAUUCGACGAAGAAAACGUUAAAGUAUCAAGGGCUUGAAAUUUCGUCACGGAAAUGGAAGUGAAUGGGAAAGAUGAUCUUAAGGCACCUCUUCUUCAACCUUCAGAAACUUUUUCUGUUACAGUGUCUCAACCAACUCCGAAUGUAAUCAGGAAAACCAAGACAGUUGUGUUUAAAAUUCGAGGCAUAAAGUGUGCUUCUUGUGUGGUCUCCAUAGAAUCUGAGCUUAGAAAGCUUAAUGGGAUUGAAACUGUCAUGGUAUCGCCUCUUCAGGGGCAGGCCAUUAUCAGAUACAAACCAGAAUUUGUCACUGCAAAAGCUGUUAAAGAAAUGAUAGAAGGCAUGGGCUAUCAAGUUGAUGAUUUCCCUGAACAAGAUAUAGCAGUAUGUCGAAUCCGAAUCAAAGGAAUGGCAUGCACCAGCUGCUCUGAGUCUGUUGAGCGUGCCAUCCUUGCAGUUGAUGGAGUGAAAACAGCAGUGGUGGGCUUAGCCCUUGAAGAGGCAAAGAUUCACUUUGAUCCAAACCUCACUGAUGCUGACCACCUUAUCCAUGCCAUUGAAGAUGCUGGAUUUGGAGCUGAUCUUAUCAGCUCUGGAGAUGAUAUAAACAAAGUGCAUCUACAUCUAUACGGAAUCAGUUCCCCAGAUGAUGUUUCCAUUAUUCAAUCCUGUCUUGAGGCAGUAGAAGGUGUGAAUCAUGUGGUGAUAGACCCAGUGGGUAACAAGGGGACUAUUAGUUAUGACCCCAAUCUCACUGGUCCGAGGUCUCUAAUACAUUUCGUACAAGAAGCUGGCCAUGGGCCCAACUUCUACAAUGCGAGCUUAUAUACUCCCCCAAGACAAAGAGAAACAGAGCGUCAGUAUGAAAUUCAGGCAUAUAGAAACCUGUUUCUUUGGAGCUGUCUAUUUUCAUUUCCAGUAUUUGUAUUCUCCAUGGUCCUUCCAAUGAUUCCUCCUUAUGGUAACUGGUUGAAUUGCAAGCUCUACAACAUGCUUACUGUUGGGAUGCUUCUGAGAUUGGUUCUUUGCACGCCUGUACAAUUCAUUAUAGGCCGAAGGUUUUAUCUGGGUUCCUACCAUGCGUUGAAACGAGGUUCUGCUAAUAUGGAUGUUCUGGUUGCAUUGGGCACCAACGCAGCUUAUUUCUACUCUGUAUACAUUGUUAUAAAAGCGCUGACUUCGGAUUCAUUUCAAGGGCAGGAUUUUUUUGAGACUAGUGCUAUGUUAAUAUCUUUUAUUCUCUUAGGAAAAUAUUUGGAGGUUGUGGCUAAGGGGAAGACGUCAGAUGCUUUGGCAAAACUGACAGACCUGGCACCUGAUACAGCCUAUCUUUUAACUUUGAAUGGGGAUGGCGAUGUGAUAUCAGAAAUGGAAAUAAGCACUCAGCUGAUACAAAGGAAUGAUGUGAUCAAGAUUGUCCCUGGGGCAAAGGUUCCUGUUGAUGGUAUUGUUAUAAGGGGUCAGAGUCAUGUGAAUGAGAGUAUGAUCACUGGAGAAGCAAGACCCAUCGCUAAGAGGGCAGGAGACAAGGUUAUUGGUGGAACCAUGAACGAGAAUGGAUGCUUACUAGUUAAGGCUACUCAUGUUGGGUCAGAGACUGCAUUGUCCCAAAUAGUCCAGCUAGUGGAAGUAGCUCAGCUUGCCAGGGCACCGGUUCAGAAACUGGCAGAUCAAAUUUCUAAGUUCUUUGUUCCUGCUGUUGUUAUUGCAGCAUUCCUUACGUGGUUGGGCUGGUUCAUUCCUGGAGAAGCUGGUCUUUACCCUAAACAUUGGAUUCCAAAAGCCAUGGAUGGCUUUGAGCUGGCACUUCAGUUUGGUAUUUCAGUACUGGUGGUCGCUUGCCCAUGUGCUUUGGGACUAGCAACCCCAACGGCUGUCAUGGUUGCUACAGGAAAAGGAGCUUCUCAAGGGGUCCUCAUCAAAGGUGGAAAUGCACUUGAAAAUGCACAUAAGGUGAAUACUGUGGUCUUUGACAAGACAGGGACCCUGACAGUGGGAAAGCCAAUGGUAGUUGGUUCAAUGCUUUUUUCCAAUGUGCCUAUCCAGGAGUUUUGUGAUGUGGCUGCUGCAGCAGAGGCAUACAGUGAGCACCCUAUAGCAAAGGCUGUAGUGAAGUAUGCUAAGAAACUGCGUCAGCAAUAUGGGUCCUACACUGAACAUGUAACCGAUUCGAGGGACUUUGAGGUACACCUGGGAGCUGGAGUGAGUGGGAAUGUUGGUGGGAAACUAGUGUUGGUUGGGAAUAGGAAGCUCAUGGUGUCCUAUAAUGUUCAACUGGGACCUGAGGUUGAAGAUUACAUCUCAGAAACUGAGCAGCUAGCACGCACUUGUGUGCUAGUUGCCAUUGAUGGGAAGGUUGCUGGGGCUUUUGCUGUGACAGAUCCUGUGAAACCAGAGGCAGAGCGUGUUGUAUCUUUCCUUCAGUCAAUGAACAUCUCAAGCAUCAUGGUGACUGGUGACAACUGGGCUACAGCAACGGCCAUAGCAAAGGAGGUUGGAAUUACUAAUGUUUUUGCUGAGACGGAUCCAAUAGGAAAAGCCAAUAAGAUCAAAGAGUUGCAGAUGAAAGGGUUAGCUGUUGCAAUGGUGGGGGAUGGAAUCAACGAUUCGCCCGCCUUAGUUGCCGCUGAUGUUGGCAUGGCAAUUGGUGCUGGCACUAAUGUUGCUAUUGAAGCUGCUGACAUAGUUCUCAUCAAGAGCAACUUGGAAGAUGUAGUAACUGCCAUUGAUCUCUCCAGAAAGACUCUUAAUCGCAUCCGACUCAACUAUGCAUGGGCUCUGGGUUACAAUGUGCUUGGCAUGCCAAUUGCUGCUGGUAUUUUGUUCCCUUUCACUGGAAUCCGGUUGCCUCCAUGGCUUGCUGGGGCUUGCAUGGCAGCAUCUUCACUAAGUGUUGUCUGUUCAUCCCUCCUGCUGCAGUCUUACAAAAAGCCUCUGCACAUCCAAGAUACUCGGGGAACAAUUGAUUAGUCAAAUUGUGUGUAAUUUGGCUAAUUUUGGACACAUUUAGCACAUACACAUCAUCCUGAGAUGGGUUUAUGCUUGCUAUAAUGAAUGCUUCAUCUAUGUAAGUGCCUUAACUAGUCCAAGUCGACUUUUGAUUAUUCACAA
Molecule: messenger RNA, 3192 nt
Organism: Telopea speciosissima
Lineage: Eukaryota; Viridiplantae; Streptophyta; Magnoliopsida; Proteales; Proteaceae
Product: copper-transporting ATPase HMA4-like
Exons: 9
Coding region: 136-3051 (971 amino acids)
Biological process (GO): monoatomic cation transport
Cellular component (GO): membrane
Molecular function (GO): ATPase-coupled monoatomic cation transmembrane transporter activity; ATP hydrolysis activity; copper ion binding
Source: RefSeq, a predicted model, not a curated record